This is a messenger RNA of Oncorhynchus gorbuscha (pink salmon), 9737 nucleotides long. It is a transcript of the gene bptf, whose product is annotated as bromodomain PHD finger transcription factor. The record is from RefSeq and is a predicted model, not a curated record. Gene Ontology annotation, biological process: regulation of transcription by RNA polymerase II. Gene Ontology annotation, cellular component: NURF complex. Gene Ontology annotation, molecular function: RNA polymerase II cis-regulatory region sequence-specific DNA binding. The transcript has 30 exons. NCBI's taxonomy places the organism in Eukaryota, Metazoa, Chordata, Actinopteri, Salmoniformes, Salmonidae. The coding region runs from base 237 to 8912 and encodes 2891 amino acids.
CUUCGGUCUGUUUUCAGUAGUCGGAGAGGAAGAAAAAUGGCGGCUGCGACCGAUCAGAAGCGGGACGCCAGCCAUUCGUUUUGAGCUUUCUCACGUAAACCGAGACCGGGGCUUUACGGGACUACUUCUUUGGAAUCUACGCAAAUCAAGCUUUCUGGCGGUACCCGUUUUUCUUGUUUCUGUGAAGGCUAAAUAAACGCAGAAAUUGAAAUUGAAAAUAAUAGCUUUUAUAUAUAAUGAGGGGGAAAAGAGGCAGGCCGCCCAAAACCCUGCGGAUGCAGGAGCCUUCAUCCGAGCCGGAGCGUGGCUUGAGACCCAGGAGGGAGUUGAGGGCAAAGGGGAGAGGUAGUGCCGAGGUCGAUUUUGAGAGUCCCAAGAGGGGAAAUAACUCUUCGUCUAGGGGCAGGAGGAAAGUGGGAUCAUCUCGCGGUAGGGGAAGAGGCAGAGGUUGUGGUGGCAGAGGUACUAGGGGCAGACGGUCAAUCGCUAGAUCUGUGGUUUAUGAUGAUCAUGAAAGUGAGGAAGAUGAUGAUGCUGUGAGUUUGAGAUCUGAGGAGGACGAGUUGAUAGAGGAAGAGACGAUAACAGACGAGGAAGAAGAGGCCCUCAACGAGGAGUCAGACCCGCUUGAGGAAAUACUCGAGGAGGAUGAUGAUGAUGCCAGCUACUGUACUGAAAGCAGCUUUCGGAGUCAGAGCACUCAUGGCAGCACUCCGGGGCGGAAGAGGACGCGGGUGCACUGCCCUCGCUCGCCCAUCUUUGAGGAAAAGGAGAUCCCUCCUCUGGAGCUGCCCAGAACCUCUGAGGAUCUCAUGGUGCCCAGCGAGGAACUGCUCAACGUGUCCUCCAUCUACGAGGUCCUGCGCAACUUCAGCACAGUUCUGCGGCUCUCUCCCUUCCGCUUUGAGAACUUCUGUGCUGCGCUGGUAGGCCAGGAGCAGUGCACGCUGAUGGCAGAGACCCACACAGCCCUACUGAAGGCCAUCCUGCGUGAGGAGGACACCUCCAACACCACGUUCGGUCCUGCUGACCUCAAGGACAGCGUCAACUCCACCCUCUACUUCAUUGAUGGUAUGACGUGGCCCGAAGUGGUCCGUGCCUACUGCGAGAGCGACCAGGAGUACCACCAUGUCCUGCCCUACCAGGAGGUGGAGGACUACCCCUAUGGCCCUCUGGACAGUAAGAUCAAGGUGCUGCAGUUCUUGGUGGAUCAGUUCCUCACCACCAAUAUCGCCCGCGAGGAGUUGAUGUCAGAGGGGGUGGUGCAGUAUGAUGACCACUGCAGGGUGUGCCACAGGUUGGGAGACCUGUUGUGCUGUGAGACCUGCUCUGCUGUCUACCACCUGGAGUGUGUGAAGCCGCCGCUGGUAGAGGUGCCGGAGGACGAAUGGCAGUGUGAGAUCUGCGUGGCACACAAGGUGCCCGGGGUCACAGACUGUGUGACAGAGAUGCAGAAGAGCAAACCCUACAUCCGCCAGGAGCCCAUCGGCUACGACCGCCACCGGAGGCAAUACUGGUUCCUAAACCGAAGGAUAAUUGUUGAGGAAGACGGGGAGCAUGAUAAGAAGAAGAUCUGGUACUACAGCACAAAGGUCCAGCUGGGAGAGCUGAUAGAGUGUCUAGACAAGGAGUACUGGGAAAACGACCUGUGUGCCGUCCUCGAAGAGAUGAGAGAGGAGGUGCACACUCACAUGGACAUCACUGAGGACCUCACCAACAAGGCCCGCGGCACCAACAAGGCCUUCCUCACGGCAGCCAACGAUGAGAUCCUGGAGCGUGUGCAGGGCAGGCAGGAACGCCGAGCAUCAGAGCAGGCAGAGAAGGCCACUACAGACACCACCAAGAUAGAGGAAGAGACCCCCACACACUGCUCUCCACUAUCAGACCACAGAGAGCUUCAAGACUCAGAGUCUAAAGAGGAGGCAAGCUCACAAGAGGAUAAGCCUGUAGACUCCGAGUCCCAUGGAGAGGAGGACCCCUCUGCCCAGUGCCAGCCUACUCCCCCACCACCACACCCUGGAGACGAGAACAGCAACAGCAGCCACGUCUCAGCGCCUGGGGUCCUCAGGAGGCCUGAAGAGCCAAACCUCGCUGACAGGUCCUCUCAGUCCUCCAUCACCAGCCAGGACGACACGGUUGAAGGCAAGGAGAUUGGGAAUGGUGAGGGGUCAGCGUCUGGAUGGACUAACAAUCGCAUAGUGACUCGUCUGCGUAACCCGGAGAGUAAGCUGAGCCAGCAAAAGACCCAGGGAGAUGGCAGCCCUACACCCAGGGACAGCAAGGAGACAUCUCCUGCCAGCUCUGAGAGUGAAGUGGCUCGUCUGGGUACUGUGAGGAAAGACUUGACGGUGAAGGGCAACCUGAACAACUUCUUCAAGCUGGGCCAGGAGGGCAAGUUCCGAGUCUACCACAACCAGUUCAGCACCAACACACUGGGCCUCAACAAGCACCAGCAUCGUGAGGACCACGACAAGCGCCGCCACCUUUCCCAUAAGUUCAGCCUAACCCCCGCCGGGGAUUUCAAGUGGAACGGCUCCAUCCACGGAUCCAAGGUGCUGACCAUCUCCACCCUGCGGCUCACCAUCAUCCAGCUGGAGACCAAUGUCCCCGCCCCCUUCCUGCACCCAAACUGGGCCUCGCACAGGACAAACUGGAUUAAAGCGGUGCAGAUGUGCAGUAAGGCUCGGGAGUUUGCCUUGGCGCUGGCCAUCAUGGAGUGUGCCAUCAAACCAGUGGUCAUGCUGCCUGUCUGGAAAGAUGCGCUUGGACACACCAGGCUCCAUCGCAUGACCUCCAUGGAGCGGGAGGAGAAAGAGAAGGGGAAAAAGAGAGAGAAAAAACUGGAGGACGAGGAGACUAUGCAGCAGGCCACCUGGGUGAAGUACACCAUCCCCAUCAAACACCAGGUGUGGAAGCAGAAGGGGGAGGAGUACAGAGUAACUGGGUACGGGGGCUGGAGCUGGGUCAGUAAGACUCACGUCCAUCGCUUUGUUCCCAGGCUACCAGGGAACACCAACGUCAACUACCGCAAAGCACUCGAAGCAGCUAAAACUGGCAAAGAAAAUGCAACAUCCUGCCCGAACAAACGAAAAUGUUUGCCCAAAGCACCAACGAGCUCGGAAACCCAGGCAAAAGAAGAGUCUACUCCAAUUACUGAAGAAAAAGACCAGGAGGAAACCUCCACCAUGGAGUCAUCUGGGAGCACUUCACCAGGAGAGGGGCAGACUCUGAAAGAGAAGGAAGAGAAAAAUAUCACAGACGUGGAGGAGAAGAAAGAUGAUCAGGUGGAGGAGAAGACUGAGGACAAGAUGGAUGCUGACCCCAGUCCACCAGACACCUGUCUCAGUGAGGAAAAAGGUAUAGUGGACAGCAAAUGCCCCUCGUCACUGACUGACCCUGCUGUGAAGGAGGAGCCCGGGGAGGAAGAAGAACCUAAGCAGGAGGACUCUGAGGCCAAGCCACCUGUCCGCCUCUUCAACUGGGAUGUGGUGAACGUCAGCGAGGGCUUCCAGCUCCGUACGGCCUACAAGAAGAAGGUGAAGACGUCCAAGCUCGACGGGCUGCUGGAGCGCAGAGUGAAACAGUUCACCCUGGAGGAGAAGCAGAGGCUAGAGCGCCUCAAACAGCAGUCAGCCCUGGCCAAACACACAGUCUCCAAGGAGAAAGUUAACACAGGGACUCCCACCAUGAAGGCUUCUACAACAGACAAGUUAGCAGUGACACCAUGCACAAGUCUGAAAGCUGAGGGACAAGCAGACUCAGUAGUUAAAGACACAAUUGUUAAAAGGCUCGACUUUGACCAGGAGCAGCCAGUGAAAUCCCAGCCCUCAGGAGAGACAGAUAAUCUGGACGUCAGAUUAGGCUCCACCUGUAAACCCCAGGCAGCAGGAGCCACAGGCCCAAACCUCAACACCACAGGGUUGGCCAACCAUGAGAGCAGCAUUCAGGGACAUGGUGGGGAUGCGUUAUCUCAAACAGAGCUGAAUGGAGGCUCCCAGAAAAGCAUAGACCUCAACAACAAAGUCAAUUUGACAUCUCUAGAACCGGCUUUAGGUGCGGCCAAACCUCCCAGAGCAGAAGUGACGAUAGCAGGAGAAAACGGUAGGAAGCAUGGUUAUGAGGAGACAGAGCAAGGUAAUGGACAGAGGGAGAUAGAAAGCAAACCACAUUUAGUGCAGGUGAACGGGAAAGACGCUGUUGACACCAAGGCUCCUGUAGACUCAAAGAUGCACUCAGACCUGGCCAACAAAGUGGACACAAAGGUCAUGCUCCAGACGUUAGAGGGUGAGAUCAAAACACUGCCAGUGAAGGAGCCUGUAAAAUCCAUUAUGAACGGUACUCUCUCUCAGGACGGGUUAAAGGUCAACAACACUGUGUUAGCCACCAGCCCAGCCUCGGCGGAUGUAGAGAGAAGGGUUGUGGUGUCCGAGCCUGACUAUCUGCCACCUCAGAAGGUUGCCAGACUGGAGAAUAAUGGCGACAGGGUGGCAGACUCCGUCACGUCGUCACUGUUAGGGCCCCCCAUUGGUGUUCCCACGGUAAGCAACAGCACCAAGUCUGAGCCAAUGGAGAUUGGGCAGACGGCAUCCAAUAAGAUCACCCCGUUUCCUAUCCCCACUGCAGAGGAGUCCAGCUUGAGUAACAACACCACAGUGAACAGCAGUAGCAGUACUGGGGUGCUGAAGACCAUCACCCAAGUCACCACAACCACUACUACCACCAUGUCAACAGAGUCUCGCACGGUGCAGAUAGCCGAGGUCUCCAGCAGCACUAAGCCUGCAGUGACACCUGCUGCAGAGAGCUGUGCUGUAUCCACCCUCACCACCAUGACCAAGACCACCGUCACCAGGGUCAGCUCCCCGACCCUCGGGGCCACUGUCUCUGAGGGGACCAAGACUGUUGUCACUGCAAUGUUGAUAGAUGCCAAAUCUGGCCCCUCAGGCUCUUCAGUCACCUCCAUGACAGUCAGUAAGGAGUACUCCACCAGAGACCGUGUCCGGCUGCUAAAGUUCUCCCGCUCCAAGAAGACCCGCUCUGGCACGGCCCUCCCCUCCUACCGCAAGUUUGUCACCAAGAGUAGCAAGAAGAGCAUCUUUGUACUGCCUAAUGAUGACCUGAAGAAGCUGGCGAGGAGAGGGGGUAUCAGAGAGGUACCUAUCUUCAACUACAACGCCAAACCAGCUCUGGACAUCUGGCCCUAUCCCUCCCCCAGACCCACCUUUGGAAUCACGUGGAGAUACCGUCUCCAGACUGUGAAGUCUCUGGCGGGGGUCAGUCUGAUGCUGCGGCUGCUCUGGGCCUGCCUGAGGUGGGAUGACAUGGCUGUCAAGCCCUCCCCUGCUGUAGGAACCACCCGCACAGAAUCCUCGGAGACGGCGAUCACCACAACAGAGAUCAUCAAGCGGCGAGAUGUGGGGCCGCACGGCAUCCGGUCUGAAUAUUGCAUCAGGAAGAUCAUCUGCCCAAUUGGCGUUACCGAAGCUCCCAAAGAAACUCCCACUCCCCAGAGGAAAGGCCUGCGCUCCAGCGCUCUGAGGCCAAAGAAGCCUGAGCCGGCCAAGCAGACUGGACCCAUCAUCUUAGAGACGUGGGUGGCCGAGGAGGAGCUGGAGAUCUGGGAGAUCAGAGCCUUUUCAGAAAGGGUAGAGAGGGAGAAGGCCCAGGCUGCAGACCAGGCUAAGAAACGGUUGGAGCAACAGAAGCCUGGUGCCACCACCUCCACCCCCACCAGCACCCCUACAACCUCAGCAUCUGGCACUCCGGCAUCCCUGACCAGCCAGGUCACCCCAGGGACUAAACUGGUCCUGGCCACUAAGCUGGGGACACCUGUCACAUUCCAGCAGAACAAGAACUUCCAUCAGUCGUUUGCUUCCUGGGUCAAGCAGGGCCAGGGUAGUCCAGGUAUGGUGCAAGUCCAGCAGAAUGUCCUGGGCAUAAUUCCAUCCAGUACCCCAGGCAACCAGCGGACCUACUCCUCAUUCCAGAACCGCAACGCCACCAUCAACAUCAGACCCAACACCUCCACCUCAACCACCACUCAACCGGUCAUUGCCACCGGAGCCCAGAUCCGUCCGGGCAUGUCGGUGAUCCGAUCGCCCCUGCAGCAGGGCACCACCAUGGGCAAAACCAUCAUCAGAACCCCCUUGAUGAUGCAACAAGGUAUUCUACCAGCCAGCCAGCAGCAGGUGGUGACUCAGAUCAUCCGGGGCCAACCUGUCUCCACAGCAGUCUCCAGUGCCAGCCCUGUGCAGACCAGCGCAGGCCAGAGGAUGCUGGGUGCUGCCCCGUCCCCCCAUCCUGUCACCCCUGCCCCCGGGCAGUCCCCAUCACCAUCCACCCCCCAAGGCGGCCGACCACAGCAGGGCCAGGUCAAACUCACCCUGGCACAACUCACCCAGCUAACGCAGGGGGCACAGGGAGGGAACCAGGGUCUCACAGUAGUAAUCCAGGGACAGGGACAGACCACAGGCCAGCUGCAGGUCAUCCCCCAGGGGGUGACAGUCAUCCCAGGCCCUGGGCAGCAGCUCAUGCAGGCUGCCAUGCCCAACGGCCAGGUGCAGCGCUUCCUCUUCACCCCAGGGGCAUCAGCCCCCACCCCCGCAACCACGGCCAGUGCUGCUGUCACCCCCGUCACAGCCCCCACAACAACACCCUCAGUGCCAGCGCUGUCUCAGCCUCCGGUUCAGGCUCCCGCCACCUCUCAAGCACCGGCACCACCAGUCCAGCCUCCUCAACAGGCUAUCGCUCCUGUCCAGCCCCCUCAACAGGCUAUCGCUCCUGUCCAGCCCCCUCAAAAGGCUAUCGCACCUGUCCAGCCCCCUCAACAGGCUAUCGCUCCUGUCCAGCCCCCUCAACAGGCUAUCGCUCCUGUCCAGCCCCCUCAACAGGCUAUCGCUCCUGUCCAGCCCCCUCAACAGGCUAUCGCUCCUGUCCAGCCCCCUCAACAGGCUAUCGCUCCUGUCCAGCCCCCUCAACAGGUUAUCGCUCCUGUCCAGCCCCCUCAACAGGUUAUCGCUCCUGUCCAGCCCCCUCAACAGGCUGUCGCUCCUGUCCAGCCCCCUCAACAGCCUAUCGCUCCUGUCCAGCCUCCUGCCCUUGCUCCUGCCCCCCUCCAGUGUUCCCGCACUGCAUUACCCAUCCAGCAGAUAGCCCAGAUCCCAACCUCUCCACAACAGGUCCAUAUGAAGACACUCUCGGUCUCCCCCUCUAUCACCCAGGCCACAGUGAGGCCCAUCCAGGCCCAUGCUCAACUCCAGCCCCAGGUUACGGCUCAGAUCAGGCCCCAGCAGCAGCUGCAGCUCCACCACCAACACCAGCUGAUCACAGUGCCGGGGCUGCAGCAGCAGGUCCAGGUGCUGGGCACCAUCCAGACCCACGUGGCGGCCCAGCUCCAGGCCCAGCAGGGUGGAGCGGUGCCCCAGCAGAUCAAGCUGCAGCUGCCUAUCCAGAUCCAGCAGGCAGGAGGCCAGAUGCAGGCCCACCAGAUCCAGAACGUGGUGACCAUCCAGACAGCCAGUGUGCAGGACCACCUGCAGAGGAUCCAGCAGCUCAGAGAGCAGCAGCAGAAGAAGAAGCAGCAGGAGGCCAAAAGGGAGCAGAGCCUGCAGGCUUCCAGUCCCAGCGACAUCAUCCAGAAACAGGUGGUGAUGAAGCAGAAUGCUGUGAUAGAAAAUCUGAAACAGAGGAAGACCAUGACUCCAGCGGAGCGGGAGGAGAACCAGAGAAUAAUCGUCUGCAACCAGGUUAUGAAGUUCAUCCUGGACAAGAUCGACAAGGACGAGAAGCAGGCGGCUAAGAAGAGGAAGAAGGAGGAGUCUGUGGAGCAGAAACGCAGCAAGCAGAAUGCCACCAAGCUCUCGGCUCUGCUCUUCAAGCACAAAGAGCAGCUCAAGGCUGAGAUCCUGAAGAAGAGGGCUCUACUGGACAAGGAGCUGCAGCUAGAGGUUCAGGAGGAGCUGAGGAGGGACAUCAGCAGGCUGAGGAAGGAGAAGGAGAAGGCCCAAGCUGCAGCCUCUCAGGCAGCCGCUGCUGUAGCCGCAGCCCAGGUGGUCUCAUCCCUCUCCCCCACCAUGGCUUCGCUCUCCUCCACCCACAAACGCAAGAGGGACGACGAGAGGGACUCGUCCUCCGCCAAGCCCAAGAAGAAGAAGAUGAUAUCCACUACCUCAAAGGAUCACAAGAAGGAAGUCAAGCUGUACUGUGUCUGUAAAACACCCUAUGACGAGGCCAAGUUCUACAUUGGGUGCGACCUGUGCUCCAACUGGUUCCACGGUGCGUGUGUGGGCAUCACGGAGAAGGAGGCCAAGAAGAUGGACGACUAUGUCUGUAAUGGCUGCAAGCAGGGACAGGACUCGGAGGGCACCAGGGAGGAGCUGUACUGCAUCUGCCGGACGCCAUAUGAUGAAACACAGUUUUACAUUGGCUGCGACCGUUGCCAGAACUGGUACCACGGGCGCUGUGUGGGCAUUCUGCAGAGCGAGGCCACCCACAUAGACGAGUACGUGUGCCCGCAGUGUCAAUCCACGGAGGACGCCAUGACGGUCCUCACACCAUUAACCGACAAGGACUACGAGGGUUUAAGAAGAAUCCUGCGCUCCUUACAGGCUCACAAAAUGGCGUGGCCAUUCCUUGAACCAGUAGAUCCCAACGAUGCUCCUGAUUAUUAUGGCGUUAUAAAGGAACCGAUGGACCUCUCCACAAUGGAAGACAAAUUACAGAAACGGUAUUACAACAAGCUCACUGAGUUUGUGGCGGACAUGACCAAAGUCUUUGACAACUGCCGCUACUACAACCCCAACGACUCCCCCUUCUUUCAGUGUGCCGAAGUUCUCGAGUCAUUCUUUGUACAGAAGCUCAAAGGUUUCAAAGCUAGCAGGUCUCAUAACAACAAACUACAGACUUCGACCUCUUAGUAUAUACCACAUAUUUGAACAACAAAAAAAUGCACUCUGCGAGAAUUGGGGAUCAAUUCUGAACAAUUAAUCCAUGUUGGGACCUGGCUCCUGUGCUUUGUGACUUCCACUCCUCUCCCUCCUUCUGGCCCCACUACGCAGCCCCCAAAGGAAGACUCUCCCUGUAAGACCAGCAGCGCUGCUCCCACACAACUGUCAGGUGGAGCUGCUGCCUGCCCACCUCUGCCACAUGGACAUUUGACAAGGGGUUAAAAUGGAGGGUUUGAAUAAAGGCAUUUCUGAAAAAGGUUACCUUGAAGAAAAAACUUUCUUUGGAGAUCUCACGUUUCCUUGUUCCUUCUUUAUUUGAUUCUUUGAUACCCCAUCUAGCCAGUUGAAGAAAUUAAGAAAAGCUUACGCUUCCAUGGCCAUGCCCAUAACAAAAAAACAUUUGAUGCCUUUUUGAACGUUGAAAAAUGUUGAGCUGAGUUGCACUCAGUGUAUCAGAUUGCACAGUGCACUUAUGUGUGUCUCCCCUUUCAAUCACUUUAUUAGAGGUGGUGUGAAAGAUCUCAUUGGGAAGUACUUGCUUGAUUUUGGACCUUCUAGCUUUCUGGACACUAACAGUUUGAGUUUCAGUCAAGCUAUGCUGAAAUGAAUAAAGUAUUUGGUAUUAAUUUCCCAGCAGCAAUGACACUGCUAAGGAUAAAAACACAACAUGUAUUUGAAGGUAUCCUGCCCUGUUUGUAAAACUUGUCAGAUUUUGAGUUUUUGUAUUACAGCUGAAGAGAUUGAUGUAUAUGAAACAUAAUAAAUGGAGAAGACUGAGCUCUCUUCCACUACUUA